GGACGACGCAGCCAGACACAGGCCCCGAAGUUAUUCCCAGGGUGGGAGCAGGUGCGGGGUCGGGGAGGGAGGAGCGCGGGCGUCGCGCUCAGUGUGUCGGCGCGCGUCGCCGCCGCGAUGGGCAACCACUAUUCCGCCUCACACAAUGCAUUCAAGCCCAGGAAGAACGUUCAUUGGAAAUCUGCAGGAAGACCCGCACCACCAGGUAAACCACAGAUAAUACCAAUACUAUCCGACGAUGAGCCGAAUGCAAUUACAUUAAAAUGGGCGCCAGCGACGCACGACGGAGGAGCGCCUUUACGAGGAUAUCAGGUCGAAUGUAACAGGUUAGGAUCAACAGAAUGGAUACGCACUGCACCACCAAUCGUAUUGCGGCCCGAACUGGUACUAACAGGCCUCGAACCACCACAUAAAUAUCAAUUUAGAGUUGCAGCUCUGAACGACGUCGGUCACUCUAACUACAGUGAGCUUUCAGACGUACUCACAGUUAGUUCCGAUCGAGCGUCGCAGGAACCUCCGGUUUUUAUUAAACGUUUGGAGGAUGUCACUGCUUUAGAAAACGAUAAAGUAGAAUUCCAUGUCACUUUUAGUGGUAUACCGUCUCCUACGAUUGCGUGGUUCAAAGACGACUACGAGAUAUUUAGUAGUAGGAGAACCGCUAUAACAACAGAUGAGUCGACAAGCGUACUUUUAUUUCAUCAAAUAUUACCCAGCGACGAAGGUGAAAUUAAAUGCACAGCAACUAACCGUGGCGGACAUGCUGUUACCAAAGCACGUCUUUGUUUAGAAGCUGCACCGAAAUUACGUUACCCCCGCCAAUAUGAAGACGGGCUGCUUUACGAAAUAAACGAAACAAUAUUUUUAAAGACAACGAUAGUUGGAAAACCGACCCCUACCAUAGAAUGGCGCCACGAUGGCCACCCCAUUAUAACGGACGAUCGAAUCGAAAUUUCAAUCACUCCUAAAUUCUCCGUACUGAAAAUACAUUCAGCAAAAAGAAGUGAUCGUGGCGAAUAUCAAAUACAAGCGAAAAAUAUUAUUGGAGAAGAUACAGCCGCUUUUCUCGUAACGGUCACCGCACCACCAGAUCCUCCACGAAAUGUUUCGGUCACGAGACAAGUUGAUAAGUCUGUCACAUUAGAUUGGGAGCCACCUGCAGAUGAUGGGGGAUGCAAAGUUGGUAAUUACAUAGUCGAAUACUACCGAACGGGGUGGAAUGUCUGGUUAAAAGCUAUAACUAGUCGCAAAACCAACGUCACAUUAUUUGAUCUUAUUGAAGGAAGUGAAUAUAAAUUUCGAAUUAAAGCAGAAAGUCCUUAUGGCAUGAGCGCACCAAGUUCUGAAUCAUCACCAGUUCGCAUACCAGGGAGAGCCAUAGAUAUGGACUUCCUGGCAGUGGAAGCCAGAAUUAUCAAUGAGGCGUUGACGCGCGAAGAUGGCGAGGAACCACGUAUUUCACCGGCGCCAAGACGAAAACGAACUCGACUUCCACCACCAUCGCCUUCACAAGAAUUAAGUUCGAAUUCUGUACCAGAUACAUCAAGACACGAUCUACGACCUUCCCAAGCUCCAGAACAAAACGGUAGCAAUGAGUUUAUGCUCUUGCUUUACCCAGAAGUGCAGAAGCUGGCGGAAAAGACCGAUGCGCGGUCUAAACGGGAGUCUUUCCAACUGGACUUGGAUUCUUUAUCACCGCCUCCACUGUCACUUUCGGCACCUGAUUUGAGCUCUAGAUGUAUUGUACCAUUUAAGACUCUUCGUAAUGCCGUAAGUACUACACAACUACUUCACGAACGUGCAAUGGCUCGAUUUUAUAAAGCCAUUGAAAUGAAAGAGAAACAGACUAAAGACAAACAAAGUAAAACAAGUACAACUGUAAAUAACAUUCCGCUUAAUGAACAAACUAAAAACAGCUGUAGUCGAGAAACAACAGCAAAAACUGUUGAGAAAAUUAAAGGGCCAGAGAUAUUGAUUGAAAGCGAGUUUGUAGACAAUAAUGUCUAUAGUAAUGACACGCGGCAGUUAUCUCGUGAGUCGAUGGCUUCAGAUGGAAAAUGGCAACAAAUUUCAUUUGAUGAAGAUUAUACUGCUAGUACUGUUUCAACUGAUGGCGAAUAUUCGGACGAAGGUAGCUUUAACGGAGAUAUUGACAGGACUCAGUACUUAAAUGAAGAAGAAACAUACAAUCCCCGAGGAAAAGUAGCUCACCCGGUUUCUACAAAAGACACUAUCGUAGAAAAAGACGAAUUUUCGGAAAGCCAAACACUUAAACCACUUCCUGACCCAAAUUUUGUACCAAAGCCUAUUCUGAAAAGGAGAGAAAUUCCUGAACAAUCACCGGCUCAGAAUUUGAUGCCUCCUAAAUCUUUUGUAUCAGCACCAAAAACAGAAGCUAAAAGACAAGAAAAGCUAACAUUAUUCAAAAAAAUUACUAAAAUGCCCGUACAAAAACCUUUCAAUUUCCCCAAGAUUUUGAGUAAAAAUUCAAUGAACAAAAAACAAAACACUUCUGAACCCGAAAUCGAAAAAAUAAUUAGUACAAAUGAAAAGAAUCUUGACAAAAUAAAUGACGAAGGUCGCACGGUCAUUGACUAUUACGGUAACAUUGUUAAGGAAUACGGAACCCAUAAAAAAUCAACACCAAUUUACCUUAACACUGAAGAUUUGAAGGAAGUAGCCGAAAAACAAAAUAUUGAAAGGACGAAGACGCAAAAUGAUGGAAUUACUGAAACAAAUACAAGCAGCCAAAGCAAUAUGCCAAAAACAAUAAUUCAAAAUAAACCACAAAAUCGUGUGGAUAAAAACAUCAAACAAAGAAAGCAAAGUUCUAAUAACAUCACAGUGGAUCGAAAUAAAAGCAAACUAGAGGCGCCGCCAUUUUCAGACAAACACAACCAAACACAGAAAAAGAGCAUACCGCAAAUUCAAACUGUUCUUAAGAAAACUGAACGGGCCACUAUCGUUAUUCCAAUCAACUAUCAAGAAUUAGAAACUAAGGCUAAAAAGAAAGUGAGAUCAAUAAUCGACUACACCGUUGAUAUGUGCCUUUUAAUAUUGGCUUUUUGGGUUUAUUUAUUUAAAGAUGAAAGGUUAGCUAUCCCCUUUGUAAUACUUAUAGUAUAUCGUCAGUUACAAGAAACAAUUAUCAAGAAUAUUCCACCUUGGUAUAAACAUUACACACCCAACUGGCUGAAUAAGAAGACUUCCUGACCCUUUCCAAAAGACAAAUUAUGCUAUUACUAUUAAAAUGUAUUUAUUAUUAUUUGUAUGAUGUGUGAUAUGUGAAAUAUUUAUUGAAUCUAAACUUUUAUGUUUCGUUGUCGUAAUACGUACUAAUUAUUGAUAUUAAAAAUAAAAUGAGUUUGUCUGGUAGGUCAUGCAUACACCUUAGAUUGUUUCAGUAUUAUUUUUCAAAAUUAAAAAUGUUAGAAUAUUGUUUUUUUCGCAAAAGUCUAGUUUUGAAACAUGUUCGAUAUAUUUCUCAAUUUAAAAUACAACGUACUGACUGUGUGCCAUACGGAACGCCGCGCAAAAUAAAGGAUCCGAAACUUUGUGGUCAUAAAGACAAAGGUCUUGUCUUGGGAGUUUAUUAUAAUGAAAACGCCAAAGGUGAACCUGCCAUUCUUACUGCAAGUGCACAAAAGUAUGAUAGAGAAUCCGGUGGUAAACUUUGGAAAAUGUUAAAAUUAUCACCCAUCCCGAAAUUGGGAGAAUCAAGAAUAUUUUUCGACUUAGAUCCAACAUUUGCAUUCGUAGCUGUAUCUGGUCUUGGGUCAGAAUGUUUAACUUACAAUGUUAGUGAACAAUUGGACGAAAACAAAGAAGCUAUCCGAAUCGCUGCUGGUGUGGGUGCAAUAUCUCUUCAACCACUGAAUCCUAAAGCUAUACAUUUAGAAUCCUUUGGAAAUGCAGAAGCCGCAGCGGAAGGUGCAUAUUUAGCAAAUUGGCAAUUUGAAGAAUAUAAAAGUACGUUGGGAAAGAAAAUUCUCCCUAAAUCCCAAAUUUAUCUUCACGACGAUUGUGAUAUAGAUGGUUGGCAUAUAGGUCAAAUGAAGGCUGAAGCUCAAAAUUUAGCAAGGUAUCUUCAAGAAAUGCCCGCAAAUAUGCUGAACCCUACAUCCUUUGCAAAAAUUGCCGUUGAACUCCUAUGUGAAUUAGAUAUAAAUGUAGAAGUUAAGACACAAGGAUGGGCGGCCAGUCAUGAGAUGGGAGGAUUUGUAGCUAUAGGUAAAUCAUCGAUUCAACCACCGCUCUACGUUGAGAUCAGUUAUUACGGAGCAGGUGAGAAAACUCGACCAAUUGUGCUAAUUGGUAAAGGCGUAACUUUUGAUAGUGGCAGUUUAGAUCUCAAAUCUCCAAAAGACCUUCGUUAUAUGAAAGGAGACAUGGCGGGUGCUGGAUGCAUAUUAGCCAUAACCAGAACUGCGGCUAGACUUAAACUACCGAUCAAUAUUCGAGGCAUUCUUCCAUUAUGCGAAUUAAUGCCAAAUGGAAACAGUCCCAAAUUUGGUGACGUGGCAUAUAGCGCUAAUGGAAAAUCUUUACACAUAAGGUUACCGUCUCGUGAGGGUCGACUUCUCAUAGCAGACAGUUUGGUAUAUGCACGCAACUACUGGCCAAAACUUAUUAUAGAUAUAGGUACGAUGUCAAAAGAACUAAUUUAUACUCUAGACGGAAGUGCUUGCGGUUGUUACACCAAUAGCGAUGAAUUGUUUUGCUACCUUCAAUCAGCGAGUAGUCAGACCGGUGAUAGGAUUUGGCGAAUGCCAUUAUGGAAAUUUUACGAAGAUCGAGUAAGAGACUGCCAUACGGCCGAUGUUGCGAAUACGGGCAGGGAUGAGUUCGGCGAUUCACCAAAUUGUGCAGCUUUUUUAAAACAGUUCAUUUGCGAUACUAAAUGGGUGCAUUUGGAUACUUACAAUAUCGCCUACUCCAAAGGACGCGAUUUCCCAUAUCUUCGCCGCGGCAUGACCGGUCGUCCAACAAGAACCAUUCUCGAAUUCAUAUUUCAGUUAUUGGCUGACGCAAAACUGUAAUUAUUAUUUAAUAAAACUGUUUUGAUGUACACAUGUAAAAUUUGAAGUUUAUAUGGCCAUUAUCAUUUUCUUGAAUACAAAACUGUUUUAAACUCAAA
This is a messenger RNA of Bombyx mori (domestic silkworm), 5134 nucleotides long. RefSeq names its product projectin-like protein (gene MnM). The coding region runs from base 118 to 3210 and encodes 1030 amino acids. The record is from RefSeq and is a predicted model, not a curated record. NCBI's taxonomy places the organism in Eukaryota, Metazoa, Arthropoda, Insecta, Lepidoptera, Bombycidae. The transcript is spliced from 3 exons. Gene Ontology annotation, molecular function: protein binding.